Ruditapes philippinarum (Manila clam) is the source of this 2357-nucleotide messenger RNA. RefSeq lists its product as uncharacterized. The record is from RefSeq and is a predicted model, not a curated record. Gene Ontology annotation, molecular function: hydrolase activity, hydrolyzing O-glycosyl compounds; carbohydrate binding. Gene Ontology annotation, biological process: carbohydrate catabolic process. The transcript is spliced from 2 exons. The coding region runs from base 186 to 1508 and encodes 440 amino acids. Lineage: Eukaryota; Metazoa; Mollusca; Bivalvia; Venerida; Veneridae.
UCAGCUACGUAAUUAUCGCUGUGCAAUCGUAACCUUUCAGCCCUUCCGUCAGUCUUCGUUAGGUUAUUAUUACAGAAAAUCGGCAAAGACGUUCCGAUUGUGUCAAUGUGUCGUAUAAAAAGAGGGAGUGAUAUUUAUAAUUGGGGAUUAUUCAAUUCAGUUUGAUAGAAAUAUAAAGAGCUAUCAUGCCGAGUUAUAUCGUGUUCGACGUUAAGACAAGAAAAGUAAUUAUAACAUGUACGGUUACAGGACUUGUUAUGUUUGCAAUAGGAAUCGGAAUUGGUUACGCUUCCCGAAAAGGUUCGUCAAAUACGGAUUCACCAACUGCCAGCGUUGCCGAGGCAAUACGCGCUACGUGUAGUGGUCCAGCGGCCCAGACGCCGUCUGGUAAACUUUACUUCGACCGAUUUGUGCAAAGACACAAUGAAAAGUAUGCAUGUGUUAAAACAAAGGAAGAAUGUUGGAACUUGGGAUUGCCAAGAAAUUAUAUUGCUUACCACUUGAAUGGCAAAACAAUCACUAUUGAUGGGAAAUUAGAUGAUGAUGCUUGGAAAGAGGUACCAUGGAGCGAAACUUUUGUUGACAUGCGCAGUUCAGUUUAUCCCAAACCAUAUCUAGAUACGAAGUUCAAAAUACGAUGGGACGAUGAACGAAUGUAUAUAGGUGUUUAUAUACAAGAAAAUAAUUUAUGGGCGACACUAACCACACAUGACGCGGCGAUCUCGACAGAGAAUGGCGUCGAAUUUCUUAUGGACGUAGAUGGGUCUUUGUUCAAUUUCAAACAAAUGCAAAUUAACGUCUUGGGUACUAUGAUGGACCAACUGUUCUAUAAAUCUCCUUAUGAUAGUCCUGAUGUGCAGGUAUGGUUCCAAGACUGGCAACCUGACGUAAGGAAAGCAGUUAACACAGACGGUACUGUAAAUACACCGGGUGACGAAGACAAAUACUGGAGUAUUGAAGUCUCGCUUUCGUUUGCGAAACUUGCCGAAAGGUCACAGCGCGCGCAGCCAAAUCCCGUCGAGAACGAGGCUUGGUUUAUACAAUUUGGAAGAUCUGAACAAAAUUUGACAGUUGAGAAAGGGCAAUACAAAAUAGUUCCAGGAUCUGAAUCGCAGUGGUGGUCAUGGCAACAAUGUGACACCAUUAAUUUACUUUUACAAGACCGCUGGGGUUUGGUGCAGUUCAAGAAAAAUUUGUCAGACAAGAAGUUUCGAUUUGAUAGAUGGCAUAUUUACAAAGCCUUGUUUGUAAUGAGGGACGCUAUGAAGAAAUUUCAAUCUGUAAAUGGGAAGUAUACAAAUAAAAUAGAAGAGCUGGAUGUUCCGCCAUAUUUGUUGUCAGGAACUUGUGUUGAAGUUCCUGAAAUAACGUUUACAUUCAAAAAUAAUGCAAUAGCAUUCAACUAUGUUACAAAUCCUAUAACAGGUUUUGUGGUAACCGUUAAGUCGAAGUUGAUUUCACAUAAACCAGCUCACAUUCGAUCGGAUAGAUACGUCACAUUCCAGUAAUUCUAAACAAACAUAUCAAUGGCAACUUUUCGGCCCUUUCCGUCAGUCUUCGGAUUAAGUUUAUUAUUAGUAAUAGCCGAGGUGUUUCCGAUUGCUAACAUUAAACAGAAAUGAUCGACAAUUUCGAUAAAGACGAAUUUCAUGUUUCUAUAUCUUACCGCCAGUAUAUAAUUCUGCAGUAAGAAAAUUCCCGAUAUAUUUAUAUUAUAGUUAUAACUACAUGUACCACGUUUUUUUAUAAAUAUUUUAAUAUUUCUGCGCUUAUCCGCUCCUUUGUAAAAAUAGUUUAUUUUGGGUUUUCUUCAAAUUCUUCAAAUAUUCAUUUUUUCUAUGCUCACCAUCUGUAGAAAGUAGUGUGAAAUUAUGUGUCAUAAAAGUAGCAAAUAGAAGAAGUAUUUUAACUUCCAUACAAAUCAUUAAUCACUAUAUUCUGUAUUAAUUUCCAAAAGUCAACAGAGGCAAAAGAUGGCUUAGGUAAUUAACCAAUGAGUAUCGUUUUGAAAACUAUAAAAGAACAUCCAGAGUAAACAUGCUUUUCAAAGCUUUUGAGAAAUAGAAAUAAAAAUAUUUCUUGGGCAUAUUGGGCCUUUAAAGCGACAUUGCAACAGUGUGAACCUAGAUGUCAAUAUGUCGCCUGCAAGGUGCGUUUAUAUAAUUGUACAAUUCAACCUUUAAAGAGGACCCCUUUGUAAAAUGAAGGUUUCUGGUAGUGUUUAAAAGUUGUUGCUCUUGAAUCUGAAGAAGAUAUAUUGCUUAACAGAGAGUUACUCUGUAGAGGUUGAACAAUAUGUUACAUACACUGCUUUGACAACUAAACUUGUAUUAUAUCUUAUUAUAAAUUAAAGUAUG